GCAGCAGAAAAUGGUGAUGAAAAAGCAAUGUCUAAUUUAGCUAUGUGUUAUUCAAAUGGAGAAGGUACAGAAAAGAAUUUAGAAAAAGCUUUUUAUUGGCAUCAAAAAGCAGCAGAAAGUAACAAAGUAAAUUCCGGAAAUGAGGUUAUGAGGUCAUUCUUAAAACGCUUAAUAAUUCAUCAACUUUAA
This is a messenger RNA of Rhizophagus irregularis DAOM 181602=DAOM 197198, 189 nucleotides long. NCBI's taxonomy places the organism in Eukaryota, Fungi, Glomeromycota, Glomeromycetes, Glomerales, Glomeraceae. The record is from RefSeq and is a predicted model, not a curated record.